CUCACUCAAAUACCAAAAACAAAAACAUUUUCCACAUUUUCCUUUUUCAAAAUUUGUUUGGAAAAAAUGGCCGGUUCAUCAACUUUUUGCCUUCUCAUUAUUUUCCUCCUCUUAACGUUAACAAACUUGUCAAUUGCCACGAGAAAGCUAACCUCGCUAUACCAACCCCCACCAAUGGCUUUAACGUACCAUAACGGCGUUUUGCUCGAAGGAAACCUCUCCAUUACCGUUCUAUGGUACGGCAAAUUCUCACCAACCCAGAAAUCCAUUAUCGCAGAUCUUCUUCUCUCCCUGCAGGACUCGCAAAUGACAAGCUUGCCCUCAGUCUCUCGCUGGUGGAACAUCGUCCAAAGAUACAUGAAAAAAGCCGGCAAAAAAGAGACACGAAUUUCUUUAUCAAACCAGGUCUCGGACGAGGAAUGUUCCCUGGGGAAGCACCUUACGAGGUCCCAGGUCUCCGAGUUGGCUCACCGGGUUAACUCGAGACCCGGCGACUUGACUCUGGUUCUCACGGCCCAGGACGUUGCUGUGGAGGGCUUUUGCAUGAGCAGCUGCGGGUUUCACGGCUCGGACCACAGGCGCAACUUGGCAUUCCUCUGGGUCGGUAACUCGGUAACUCAGUGCCCGGGUCAGUGCGCGUGGCCCUUCCACCAGCCGAUCUAUGGCCCACAGGCGGAACCUCUGGGAGCGCCAAACGGCGACGUUGGCGUGGAUGGCAUGAUCGUAAAUAUCGCCAGUCUUUUGGCCGGAACUAUAACGAACCCUUUCGGGAACGGGUACUAUCUCGGCUCGGCUGACGCGCCGCUCGAGGCGGCUUCGGCUUGUCCUGGAUUAUACGGCAAAGGGGCGUACCCGGGUUACGCUGGGGAGGCCUUAGUGGAUUCUAGCACCGGGGCCAGCUAUAAUGCGGUGGGGGUCAACGGGAGGAAGUAUAUGUUGCCGGGAUUGUUUGACCCGUCUAGUUCUCAGUGCUCAGCGGUUGCGUGAGUGAAUAUUGCUUAUGGAGAGACACGUUUCUCUUAGUAAUUGGUGAUGCUUGUAUAUAUUGUAAUACUAGUUGGUCAAUAAAAUUAAUCA
This is a messenger RNA of Morus notabilis, 1077 nucleotides long. Its product is annotated as protein EXORDIUM. The transcript has a single exon. Bases 67 to 987 code for a protein of 306 amino acids. The record is from RefSeq and is a predicted model, not a curated record. NCBI's taxonomy places the organism in Eukaryota, Viridiplantae, Streptophyta, Magnoliopsida, Rosales, Moraceae.